Mizuhopecten yessoensis (Yesso scallop) is the source of this 1008-nucleotide messenger RNA. RefSeq lists its product as uncharacterized. The record is from RefSeq and is a predicted model, not a curated record. NCBI's taxonomy places the organism in Eukaryota, Metazoa, Mollusca, Bivalvia, Pectinida, Pectinidae. Bases 125 to 892 code for a protein of 255 amino acids. The transcript has 5 exons.
UCCUGUCGUCAUUGUCACUGUUGCUAGCGACGAAGGAAGCUACAGUUUAUAACUAGACGUGCGAAGAAGGUUAUUAUUCAGAUAGCAUUCAAAUCAGGUCCAGAACAUUAUUUAAGAAUUUACAAUGGAAGAUGAACAACUGCGAGAGAUUGCACAGCUUUUGUUGAAAGAUGUAAUAGAGAAAGCUGUUGAUAAAAUAAAAACCGAAAAAAUGGAAAUGGAUGAAGGUCUUGACCAGGGGGUAGAUGACAUUGUAGGGCUGACCAUUGGACGGUCAAUCAACGCCAUCCGCGAAGGUCAAAGUUCACCAACUGAUGAUAGGAUGGAGGGAUUGGGUGGACAAUUGGAUAAUGCAGUAGACAGCAUUGUAGGACUGACCAUUGGACGGUCAAUCACUGCAAUACGCGAAGGGCAAAGUUCACCAACUGACAAUAAGAUGGAGGGAAUGUUUGGACUUAACAAAACCUUGGUUACUGCAACACCGGAAGUAACAUCUAGCACAACAGGAAGCAAGCCUCUUGAGAUUAAAGACGAGCGAAUCAAACAAAGUGCUGGAGGAAACGAUAACCAGCCUCAUAUUUUCACCUCUAACCCCGUCAAAGACGACAAGCCGACAGGACUCAGUGCGACUACAACGCAUGCGCAGAUGAGACAGGGCUCUCACAAGAAGAAUGUACUGGGACGAUUGUUGGACAGAAUAAUCAAGAGAGACAAGAAAGAGGCCAAGGAAUUUAAUGCUGCUACAGCUGGUGGCAGCACCAACAGCUCAGUCGGUGGAAAGAAGAAGAGUCCUUGCAAGGCCCACAACAAGAGAGACUGGAUACGUAGAAAUCUCCUGUGCUGCUUCGUCAGACAAACAGCCAAAGUUGAGCCAUUAGGCCUAUUUGACUGAAUACAUCAAGAAAAACAAGUCAUGAACAUUAUAAAGAAAGAAAGAUCCUUUUUAAACAAUGGGCCGGAAAGUCGGAACAUGAUGUGACUUCAAUAUGAUUAAGUAAUAUUUAUAUA